AUGUCCGAACGAAGGUUCUCAAUAUUGACGACAACUGAAGCAGAAGAACGUCUUCAAAGGAAGUUACAUGAACUCGAGAGACUCGAGCGGGUUCAGUCAUUGACUGCCCAAGUAUACAGCCUUCUUACGCAGCUAAACACAGAAAUAGGGAAAAUCCAAUUGGGAACCGAGUCUGUUGCCAAAUUAACGACAAACUGGAUACAGGUUGUCCGUGCCGUUAGUUUGGCUGCCAAUUCCAUGUUGAUAUAUAACGAUGAUGACUUCAAGGACGGCGUGCCCACAACUGAGCGUUUGGUUCGUUGCGCCUUAGAUGAGUUGGGUACUAUAGUUAAAGACUUACGAGAAUGA
Molecule: messenger RNA, 348 nt
Organism: Pichia kudriavzevii
Lineage: Eukaryota; Fungi; Ascomycota; Pichiomycetes; Pichiales; Pichiaceae
Exons: 1
Coding region: 1-348 (115 amino acids)
Biological process (GO): attachment of spindle microtubules to kinetochore; mitotic cell cycle
Cellular component (GO): mitotic spindle pole body; mitotic spindle; mitotic spindle midzone
Source: RefSeq, a predicted model, not a curated record